Molecule: messenger RNA, 1766 nt
Organism: Nicotiana tabacum (common tobacco)
Lineage: Eukaryota; Viridiplantae; Streptophyta; Magnoliopsida; Solanales; Solanaceae
Product: F-box/kelch-repeat protein At3g23880
Molecular function (GO): protein binding
Source: RefSeq, a predicted model, not a curated record
UUAAACUCCUAGCCAAACAUUAGUAUAGUGAAAUUGUACAAUAAAAAUUCCAACCAAACCACAAGUCUUCCGGAUAGCCCAAAAGCAGUAAAUCUGAAACCCGUCGCAUGUGAAAUUGUGUUUCUUCCCUAGAUUUCUUCUUCAUCUUGUAACCCUAAUCAAAGCAAACAGAGGGGAAAAAGCUAAAGAUGGGACAAAAGGCUAAGAUUUUCAAAUCAGCACUUCAAAUUAUGGCCUUCUGUAUUCUUGCAUCUAAAGGCUGCUCUUUUAUUGGAACUUUGCUUGCUUCAUUAAAAAAGAAGAAGACAUUACUACUUCUCAAUCAAAUUCUCAAAGAAAAGAGACUUGUGAAGCCGUCAAAGAGUAUAAUUGAAGAGAAGAUAGUUUUGAAGCCGUCAAAGAAUAUUAUUGAAGAGAAGAUAGUUGAGGUGAAGCCGUCAAAGAGUAUAAAUCAUAAGGAUGUUGAUCGGGCGAUGAAAAUUCACUUCCCAGAGGAAAUAAUUGUGGAUAUCCUCAGCAGGUUACCUGUGCGGUCUCUUCUUCGAUUCAAAUGUGCUUCAAAAUUUUGGAAGUCGUUAAUCUCUGAACCUCACUUUAAGACGAAGCAUUGGAAUCAUGCCAAGAAUAACAAAAAAUUUCAAAAACUUCUUAUUGGGCGAAUGUUCCCUACCGCUUAUGAUAAGCGGGUUGGUACGAUUUCGUAUUAUUGUUCUUCUUUAUCAUCAGCUCAACUGGUUGAGGGUGUACAAAAGCUUGGUUGCCCUUCAAAUGAUAAACCGUGCGGUUACAUAAUGUUAUGCUGUUGCGAUGGCUUGUCUCUUCUUUGGUCUCAUGGUGACCAUUUAUUGUGGAACCCGUCCACAAAUGAAUCAGCAGUACUUCCUAAUCCCGAAUUUCCACCAGUAUCCGGUAGCACUUACGGAAUGGGAUAUGACUCAACUAUUGAUGACUAUAAGAUUUUUAAGAUUGAUGACAACAUGGGUUAUGGUUCCAACCCACCCAGUAAAAUCCUUGCACUAAAGAGUGGUUCUUGGAGAAAAAUUGAUAACCAUCCUCGUGGCUUUCGCAAUAGUGUUUCUGGUAAGGACUCUUUGGCAUUUAUUCAUGGCGCAUUUCAUUGGAUAAGUAUGGAUAUUUUAUGAGUAUUUUAUGGUUUCAUUUAACAUAUCAAAUGAGGUGUACGGAGAGAUACCGUUGCCGGAGGGAAUUUGUAAUAUUUCCAACGCGGUUAUACAUGGCGUUUCAGUAUUAGAUGGAAUGCUUUGUGCUUAUUGUACUUACAGAAAUGCAGAGGCGGGCACUUUUAAGUUUUGGGUAAUGAAAGAUUAUGGUGUCAAUGAAUCUUGGACUGAAUUAUUUACUAUGCGAGGGACGCUUCUUUGUUUAGCCAUACCGAUGUAUAGGUUUGCGGAUGGUGAAGUGCUAUUCUACUACGAAGAUGGUGGAUAUCUCGGGUUUAAGACAUCCAAAGGACCAUUUGGAUUGUUGCCUGCAUAUCUUACCCUCCAACAAGGAUUCAUUUAUACAGAAAGUUUGAUCUCUCCAAAAUUACUUACUUAGUAUUUGCUUAUGUUUGAUUGAAGCCACAACCUCUUAUUCUUUUAAGUUUAUUAGCUUGCUAGUUUUUGGCUUCAAAAUGUAUUUGCCAAUGUUGUUGGCUUUGCUUAUUUCAUGCUCUCAGAGAGGCGACAUGACUUAUUUCUAUACUAUGAAAGAAGUAGUUGAACCCUCCCUCUCUUUUACCUAUUGUUGCUUCUCUAGUUAUA